CAGGUCGGUCCCCAGGACUUUGAGAUGCUGCGGGUUGUGGGUCAGGGCGCCUUUGGCAAGGUGUUCCAGGUGAUGCACCGGGCCAGCAGGACGGUGUAUGCCAUGAAGGUGAUGAGGAAGGAGCGCAUUCUGCAACGGGACCACAGCGAGUACGUGCGCUCCGAGCGGGAUCUGCUCACGGCGGUCGUACAUCCGUACAUUGUGACAUUGAGGUUCAGCUUCCAGACCCCCACAAAGCUGUAUCUGGUGCUGGACUUUCUGAACGGGGGCCACCUCUUUUUCAACCUCUAUCGCCAGGGUGUUUUCAGCGAGGACGUGGCCCGGCUGUACACCGCGGAGAUCGUGUUGGCCAUCAGCUACCUGCACUCCCAGGGCAUCGUGCACCGGGACCUCAAGCCGGAGAAUGUGCUGCUGGACAGUGAGGGUCAUGUACGGCUGACGGACUUCGGUCUAGCCAAGGGCAACAUGGGCGGUGAGACGGAUCGAACCAACUCGUUCAUCGGGACUAUGGAGUACAUGGCGCCAGAGAUCAUCGAGGCCAAGGGUCACGGGAAGGCGGUUGACUGGUGGAGCACCGGUAUCCUGAUGUACGAGAUGCUGUGCGGUGUACCGCCCUUCCGAGCGAAGAGCCGACAGGCGCUGCAGCAGCAGAUCGCCUCGGGAAAAGUCAAAUACCCCAAGUUCUUGUCGUCGGAGUCCCAAAAUCUUCUGAAGGGCCUCCUGACCAGGGACCCCGCUAAGCGCCUGGGCAAUGGCCCCGAUGGCUCCGAGACCGUCAAGAGACAUGCCUUUUUCAAAUCCAUCAACUGGGCCAAGCUGGAGGCGCGGCAGAUCGAGUCCAAGUUUAAGCCCAACGUGUCAUGUCAUAUGGACGUCGCCAACUUUGACAAGAUCUGGACGGAGCAACCCGCCGUGGACUCCCCCUGCGGUACGCCCACCGUCGCCUCGUUGGGCAAGUUUGAGGGGUUCACGUACGUGGAGCCGUCCUUCCUGGCCAGUCAGCACGGCGCGGCGUCGGUGGCGCAGCUGGCGGUGGUGGCGGAGGCGGCGGCGGCGGCGGAAGCACCCGCAUCGUCGUCUUGA
Messenger RNA from Volvox carteri f. nagariensis, 1083 nucleotides. RefSeq lists its product as uncharacterized. The record is from RefSeq and is a predicted model, not a curated record. NCBI's taxonomy places the organism in Eukaryota, Viridiplantae, Chlorophyta, Chlorophyceae, Chlamydomonadales, Volvocaceae. The transcript is spliced from 8 exons. Gene Ontology annotation, molecular function: ATP binding; protein serine/threonine kinase activity. Gene Ontology annotation, biological process: protein phosphorylation. The annotation marks the transcript as partial.